AUGGCAUCCGCAAGAGCACAAAGCCAACUGUCGAAGCAAGUCAUCAUCGACAUCCCGGGCACGAUUCCUGCAAACACGCAGCUUCCGCCGAUCUUGCUUGCGAACCAGCCUGCUCGGCCGCCCUUUCCCGCAUACAACGUGGGCUAUAACGUGCGUGCAAACGUGAGGGCGGUCCGGCAGAGAAUCCCCGGUCGACCAGCCAAUGGACAUGGAUCUCCACAUCCAUAUCAGAUGCUGGCAGAGGACAAUCUACACCCAGCGCUGUUCCAGCUCGAGCCCGCUCCCUCCCCCCUCACGGACAUCGAAGUCCCUCUCCUUGUGAACGAGCAAACCGGCCAGAUCGAAACAAGCCCAAGUGGAAGACAGCUCCGUUACUUCUGGCACUUGCCUCGCUGGGUAACAGUCGACGUCCUCGGACAGAUGAUGGAGCUUUGGCUGCGUCUCGACCCUCGUGUCGAGAUGGCAGACAUCAUGGACCGCGUCAAUCUCGACAAUCGAGCGAUGCCUGCUCCCAAUGUUUUCAACAUGCGGCGUAUCCGCUUCCGCGAGGCGAUAGAUGUUCCUUCCUUCAAUACCGGCCGCCGCGAGCCAGGUGCGUCAGAGGUGGAGCGCAUCGGCGUGUUGACAAGGGAGCAGAUACUCCUGAACACGGCCAUGCGUGUUGAUCUUCAGAACAACCGCCUCCUGAGACCCAUCCUUGACACCAAUAGGAAUAGGCUGGGGUACGUCGACAGCGGACUACCCAUUGACUACUUCCUUGUCAACUACCCUCUGCCCAUUGCCAUCCCAUCCGACCGGCAAGUUGUCACACUGGCACUCCGGCAUCGCAUGCAGACCUUGGCCGUCAGACGAGGCCUUGGUAACGGCGCGUCCGCCUUUCAGAACCUGCCUCCCGCUCUGCUCCCUCGAUGGUGGAUGCACAGGGCCAAUGUGCAGCCUGCCAGGAUCACAGACAUUGACAAUCGGACGCAUGAUGAAUGGGUCCAGGGGAUCCUCCAGCAAUAUCCUGGAAUCACGCGGGCAGGUCGACCACGGUCGCGAGCGAGGCAGGGCCCCACGCAGCCACAGCCACAGCAACCGCAACAGCAGCAACGACAACGACAGCGACAACAACCUCAGCAGGUACAACCUGCUGCUGCUCCUGCUAUGCAGCCGGCCGCCGCCCGUACCAAUGCGGCAAUCGACCCGCGACUCCUCGUCGCUAACCCGCCGCAUGCGUUUCCAGGUCUCAUGAGACCUAACGCGCCGACUGAGCUGGAGGAGUCCCGGCUCAUCAUUACAUCGCCGGACGGUGCUACCCACUACUACGUGGAGCCCGUACAUCACGCGAUGUAUAGAUGA
This is a messenger RNA of Exophiala xenobiotica, 1341 nucleotides long. RefSeq lists its product as uncharacterized. The coding region runs from base 1 to 1341 and encodes 446 amino acids. NCBI's taxonomy places the organism in Eukaryota, Fungi, Ascomycota, Eurotiomycetes, Chaetothyriales, Herpotrichiellaceae. The record is from RefSeq and is a predicted model, not a curated record. The transcript has a single exon.